Molecule: messenger RNA, 3164 nt
Organism: Sphaerulina musiva SO2202
Lineage: Eukaryota; Fungi; Ascomycota; Dothideomycetes; Mycosphaerellales; Mycosphaerellaceae
Exons: 2
Coding region: 226-2883 (885 amino acids)
Biological process (GO): osmosensory signaling via phosphorelay pathway
Cellular component (GO): Mcs4 RR-MAPKKK complex
Molecular function (GO): phosphorelay response regulator activity; protein kinase activator activity
Source: RefSeq, a predicted model, not a curated record
CUCCUACACGCACCCAUGAGCGACUGAGCCACCGACCAGCUGGCACCGUGGCGAAGCUCCCCUUGUUGCACACACCCAGCCACCCAUGGCCUGUGGCUUGUUUACCCUACCACCUACAGGUACCUUGCCCAGGCUUGCCGCCGCGCUUUGACUAAGCUCCACCUCCGAUCGCCGGUCCUCGCGCGCUGCCAGUCCUGUACCUUAGGCUGUAGCUGGGCCUUGCAAAUGGCUAGGAGAUUCUCGCUCAGGCCCUUACUGCGCAGGUUGUCUUCCAAACACUCUGCCACCGCCGAGUCCACCAGGAGCGACGGCAGCGAUAACAGCACCGCCGCUACCUCUGCUUCACCCUCGCCCUCUCCCAAGCCGCAGACCCGCUCGGCACAUCGCCGUCUCCGCAAAUCAUCUUCGCUUGCCAGGCUAAAGGACAAGUUCCGCGACGCGCCUACCACUGCUCCUCCUCCUCCUCCUCCUCCCCCUACUACUGCUCCUGUCGCUGCUGCUGCUGUCCCGCCCGCAGCUCCAUCAAAGAAAUCACGCGCAAACAGUGUGAGCGUGAUCUUGGAAGAUCGCGAAGCUGCCCCGUCGCGUUACUCAUUGGCACGCGACGUCGGAAGUGAAGCAGUGGAAGACGAGGAAGUACUGCCCGUGAAGAGCUCGCACAGUGAAAGUUCGGACCACAGCUCCGGCACCUGGACUACUGCUGCUGCUGCUGCACAGCAACCGGCGACUCCAUCAUCGCAGCAACAGAAGCUGGAUGUGGAAGACCUGCAAGCGAAUCCGCAGCUGACGUUGGAGGAACCUACGCCAGAAGCACGCAGCAGCGGCCGCAACAGGCUGGACGAGUUAGACUUCGGCCUGCGUCCAUCGUCUUCAUCGUCCGGCUACCUACAUCGCCAUCCCAGCCCCAGCCUUCGACUGAGCGAUUCGCAGCCGACAACUACGAGGACAUCCGUCAGCGAUCUACCUCAGCAGAGCCUUGCUAGCAGCACCAAUGCGAGCAUCGUGAAUCACCUCGUCGACGCCCUUCACCACCCCCAGCACCAACGUCCUACCUCUAGCGCCUCGCAGGGCCUUCCUAGCGGUCUGCCCGCCGCCACUUUGCCCAAGUAUCUGACGAGCAGUAGUGUUCCGGAUAUGGCGACAAUGUUGCAUCGCAAGAUUUGGGUGAAGAGGCCCAAUGCAUCCGCGACGCUGGUCCAGAUUCGUGAAGACGACCUGGUGGACGAUGUUCGAGAUAUGAUCUUGAGGAAAUACGCCAAUUCGUUGGGCAAGACGUUUGAUGCUCCUGACCUGACAUUAACCAUCUUUACCAGGUCGGACCAGCCGGGGCUGCGCACUGCACGCAUCUUGCGGCCCGAAGAGGAGAUGUGCAGGACCAUCGACUCAUACUAUCCUAGUGGACAGACAGUAUCGGAGGCAUUGGUAAUAGACCUGCCACAGCAGCGAACACCGCGGCCGUCGCCCCGACCAAUAUAUCACAGUCAUCACAGCUGUCAGGCCAUGGACGAAUACCAGCCCCCUGAGAACGGCACGGACUAUUUUCCACCCAUGCCUGUCACCAUCCAGCCUGCGCUUCCUGCGCAUGUCGCCCGCGAGCAUCAUGCUGCCCUGACCAGCGAUCAGCCAAGGUCGAUAUCGGUGCUAAGUACGGGCCAGAUACCUCCAUUGCCCUCUCCAGGCGUUGCUGGCCGACGGCACAGAUUGGAUCGAGAACAUCGACCUAGAAUAGGGCGGCAGCACACCUCAUCACCAACCAUCAUAUCACAUGGAUCUCAUGCUAUGCAACCAAAUGCGGUCGUAUCCGCAAUUCCUCCCACUCAUCUUUCCCGCUCGACUAGGCCUCGAGUGGACUCAUCAGCCUCCGAAGUCCCCUAUCGCCACGACGCGCCUCCUCCGCCGUCUCUACCGACGCCUCCAGCUGCCGAAGCGCCGCCUGUGAACAAACCCGGCUCGGGACCUCCGACGCCGAAUACCUUGAUAUCUAAUGGUGGACGCACCUCUCGACCUCGCAAAACGCGCAAGCCGACCCCGGGGAAGCCAUCCAAAGGACGAUCACCACCUGUCGAUACAUACAAUCCGAAUCGCAGCUUAACUGGCCUGUCUAGCGUACUGGAUAGCUCAGUGCCGCCUAUCAACGUACUAAUCGUGGAAGACAACAUCAUCAACAUGCGAAUUCUGGAAGGGUUGAUGAAACGUCUCAAUGUUCGAUGGCAAACUGCGAUGAAUGGACAAAUCGCAGUCGACAAAUGGAGGACCGGUGGAUAUCACUUGGUGCUGAUGGAUAUUCAAAUGCCCAUCAUGAAUGGACUGCAAGCGACCAAGGAGAUCAGGAGACUAGAAAGAGUAAAUGGAAUUGGUGUGUUCAGUGCAACGCCUGGGCCGGAAACGGAGAAUGGACCUAGUGCGGGCGAGAACGGCAAAGGAGAGAAGGUUCACAAUGCGGCUGACGAUAAGCUGGACAAGUCAACAGGCGUGUUCAAAUCACCCAUCAUCAUUGUGGCCCUGACGGCCUCCUCGCUGCAAUCAGAUCGGCACGAAGCAUUGGCCGCUGGUUGUAACGACUUCCUCACAAAGCCCGUCAAUUUCGUCUGGCUGGAACGCAAAGUCAAGGAGUGGGGUUGCAUGCAAGCUCUGAUUGACUACGAUGGAUGGCGGCAGUGGAAAGACUUUGCUGAAAAGGAGAAUGCUGGUAAAUCGGAAGAAGAAAAGCAAAAGGAUCGCGAACAGGAAGAAAAACAGAAGAAGAAGAUGGAGAAACUGGCACUUUUGCAGGAAAAGCAGCGCAAGACAGCCGAAGCCCAAGCCAAAGAGAAGGAAAAAGAAAGGAAGAAACAGGAAAGCACGGAACAAGAGCCUCCGGACGUGAAUGGCACUGCUGCGUGACUUGAUUGAUUGAUUGAUUGAGAUGAGGGUUGAUCCCGUGAUGACGUGGAUGUCUUGGAAGUGGUAUUCUUUCGUCGUAUACAUUGCGCACAUAUCAGCGAGGGCGUUUGUGGGCACGGGUUUGGGGUCUUGAACAUCGUCCUGGAAGGUCUGGGACUGAUUGUUCCUAUUGAGAGAGUGCUGUGUGUGUGUUGUAGCGAAUACCCAUUCUUGCAUGACCAGAGCUAGCUAGACACGUGCAGGCAUCUGACACUUGCUAGCCUGUUUUAAUGAAAGAUUAC